Funneliformis caledonium is the source of this 174-nucleotide messenger RNA. NCBI's taxonomy places the organism in Eukaryota, Fungi, Glomeromycota, Glomeromycetes, Glomerales, Glomeraceae. The record is from the annotation of a GenBank genome assembly.
UAGUCACUCCAGCAUUUUUGUUUUCAAUAGUUAUUGAUAGAGAAAAGAAAACACAUCACAACACUCGUUGCGUUGCUCAGGAACUCCUAAACGAUAAAAAAAUAUCCGUUGACUCUGAAAUGAGGAUCGACCAUGCAACUUCUUUACUCUUAACUGAAACUUAUAACUUUACCG